GGGAUGUAGGCUGUACCUAUGUAGAGAAAGUAAUUUUAUAUUUUUACUAAAUUAUACGCGCUCGAUGUUGUAAUAAAUGUUGUUAAGUGAGAAAUGCUCGUAUCGCCGUCAUCCUUUUGUUGCAAGUGCCAAAAUAAAACCGUCGGGAAGUUUACAAUGCUGGGAAGUUGUCAUGUCUGACACAUCCAUUUGUGCCUAUUUAAAGUGAUUUUAUGAGUGUUUUUGUACAAGUUUAACAGGAUGCCGAGGGGAGAGAAUAGGCCGAGCGUCCUGUUGUCUCGGGACGAGAACGAUCAGGUGUUCAGUCUCAUCGGGCCAAAGUGCCAGAGCCUAGCAACAGCAGUGGUACAACUGUUCACGACAGAAGGGCCGGGGCACUCAGAAUGGAAGAAGAAGGACACAGGAGUACUCUGUCUCAUCAAGGACAACAGCAAGAGGUCCUACUUCUUCCGGAUAUACUGCUUGUACCGGAAGAGCAUGAUAUGGGAACAUGAGGUGUACUUGCAGAUAGAGUAUAAGAGCCCGAGACCAUACUUGCACACGUUUGAGGCUGAGGAAUACAUGACAGCAUUCAACUUUGCAAACGAAGAUGAAGCGAGAGUUCUUAGAGACAUACUCAAUGAGAAAAUCAAGUUACGGAAACAGAGACGAGAAGAGAGGAGACAGCGUUCAAUGCAGUCGGCGCGGACCAACAGCGUGUCAUCGCAUGGCUCCAACGCGUCCAACACGCCGCGCCUCAAUGGCGUCACGCCGCCGCCUGCGCCCACGACGCCCGCACCCACACCUGCGCCCACGUUGCCCACGCAGCCCAACAAAGCCAACACGAUGUCCAAUUACACACUGAAGAGUUCGAGUAAAAAGCCCAAAGCACGAAAAUUGACCAAAGCCGAUAUCGGUAUGCCGCUGGACUUCAAGCACGUCUCACACGUGGGAUGGGACGAGACCAAAGGUUUCGACGUGGAUAUACCGGAGGAGGAAAUGCGCUCGUUCUUCAGCAAGGCCGGUAUAACGGACACGCAGCUCAAGGACCACGCGACGCGCCAGUUCAUAUACGACUUUAUCAACAAAAAUGGCGGCAUGGACGCCGUCAAAGAGGAGCUGCACGACACGCCCAAGACUAAAGCCAUGCCGCCGCCGCCCCCCGCGCCGCCCGUGCCGUCCCGCGCGCCUCAUCCGCCUGCACCGCCAUCUCGUGCGCCACCGCCGCCGCCUGCGCGCGCCGUGCCUCCCCCUCCGCCGCCCCCCGCCGCGCUCAGCACGCCGCGCAACCCGCCGCCGCCCAGACCGCACCAACCCCCGGCGAGCGCGCCGCCGUCGGUGCCGCCUCCCCCGCCCCCCUCGUCGGCGCCUCCCCCGCCCCCGCCGCCGCCGCCCCUGUCCGGCCCCGCGCCGCCCGCGCCACCGCCGCCGCCUCCGAUGCCGGUGGACGCGGCUGUACCCGCCGACGCGCACAGCGCGCUCAUGGAUAGCAUCCGGGGAGGAAACAAGAACUUAAAGCAUGUUGAAGUGGGCUCUAAGACAUCACUGAAUGAAGACAACAGAAGUAAUCUAAUGAGCGAAAUACGACAAGGGUUCAACUUGCGAGCUGUUCGGCGAUCAGACAGUAAAACGGAAGAGAAGUCCAACAGUGGGUCCGAGCCCAGCGGUCUUGCAGGCGCCUUAGCGAGGGCCCUUGAAGAACGGAAGCGAGCCAUACACUCCUCUGACUCUGAGGACAGUGACGAUGACUCCACGAGUGACGGAGAAUGGGACUAGUGAUUAUAGUGAUCAUUUGUGAUUAAAUUGGUCUUACGUGAUUAUAGAGGUCAUUUGUGAUCUAUGUGUGACUUCAGUCACUUGUGAUCGUUGGUGGUACCUAGUGAUCAUUCGUGAUUAUAGUGACCAUUUGUGAUUAAAUUGAUCUUGCAUGAUCCAUGUGUGACAUCAGUUUACUUGUGAUCAUUGGUGGUCCUAAUGAUCAUUCAUGAUUACAGUAUCCAUUUGUGAAUAAAUUGAUUUUGCGUGAUUACCAAUGGUCAUUCGUGAUCCACGUGUAACUUCAGUCACUUGUGUGACUUGGUAGUCCUAGUGAUCAUUCGUGAUUAUAGUGAUCAUGUUUUGUGAUUAAAUUGAUCUUGCAUGAUUAAAGUAGUCAUUCAUGAUCACGCAUGACUCCAGUCACUUGUGAUUGCUUGCAACUGUAGUUUAUUGGCUGUCGGCACUCAUGUUUUUGCAUAUAAUAUCUUUUACUAAUACCACAGCAUAAACGCAUACAGUGUAAAUAAAUACAUACCUACAGCUUGGGCGAUAUCGGAAAUUAUAAAUUUUCAAGUUGCUCCUUCCAGCUGGGAUUCGAUGGCGAGACCUUUAACUAAAAAAAAAAAGAUUCUGACGAAUUGAUAACCUCCUCCUUUUUUCGAAGUCGGUUAACAACAGCUAUCACCACUACGCCAGGGCGGUUUUCUGCUGGCUAAUAUGAUACAUAAAUGUUU
Maniola jurtina (meadow brown) is the source of this 2471-nucleotide messenger RNA. RefSeq names its product neural Wiskott-Aldrich syndrome protein-like. The record is from RefSeq and is a predicted model, not a curated record. The transcript is spliced from 11 exons. Gene Ontology annotation, biological process: actin filament polymerization. Gene Ontology annotation, cellular component: actin filament; cytoplasm. Lineage: Eukaryota; Metazoa; Arthropoda; Insecta; Lepidoptera; Nymphalidae. The coding region runs from base 241 to 1755 and encodes 504 amino acids. Gene Ontology annotation, molecular function: microtubule binding; actin binding.